CAACAAUACAAAUGGCCCCACAAAUCCAAAAGCCUGCUCCACAAUUCACCAAGACUGCUUUGAUGCAAGAUGGUUCAUUCAAGCAAAUCAGCUUGUCUGACUACAAGGGUAAAUAUGUUGUCUUGUUCUUCUACCCAUUGGACUUUACUUUCGUCUGUCCAACUGAAAUCAUUGCCUUCUCUGAAAAGGCUGCUGCUUUCAGAGAAAUUGGAGCUGAAGUCAUUGGUGCUUCUGUUGACUCUGAAUUCACUCACUUGGCUUGGACUCAAACUCCAAGAAAGGAAGGUGGUUUGGGUAAGGUUGAUAUUCCACUUAUUGCCGAUCUUGACAAGUCUUUGGCUAGAGAUUAUGGUGUCCUUUUGGAAGGUGGUGUUUCUCUCAGAGGUUUGUUCAUCAUUGAUGGUAACCAAAACUUGAGACAAAUUACUGUCAACGAUUUGCCAGUUGGUAGAAAUGUUGAUGAAGCUUUGAGAUUGGUUGAAGCUUUCCAAUUCGUUGAAAAGCACGGUGAAGUUUGCCCAGCCGGAUGGCAAAAGGGUAAGGCUACCAUCAAGCCAAAUCCAAAGGAAUCAAAGGAAUAUUUCUCCUCCCAAAAUUAAUUAAUAAAUUAAUAAUUUAUUUUUUAA
Messenger RNA from Naegleria gruberi, 626 nucleotides. RefSeq lists its product as uncharacterized. Gene Ontology annotation, biological process: cell redox homeostasis; response to oxidative stress; hydrogen peroxide catabolic process. NCBI's taxonomy places the organism in Eukaryota, Heterolobosea, Eutetramitea, Acrasida, Naegleriidae. The record is from RefSeq and is a predicted model, not a curated record. Gene Ontology annotation, molecular function: thioredoxin peroxidase activity. The transcript has a single exon. Bases 12 to 599 code for a protein of 195 amino acids. Gene Ontology annotation, cellular component: cytosol.